This is a messenger RNA of Trypanosoma brucei brucei TREU927, 1254 nucleotides long. RefSeq lists its product as hypothetical. NCBI's taxonomy places the organism in Eukaryota, Euglenozoa, Kinetoplastea, Trypanosomatida, Trypanosomatidae. The record is from RefSeq and is a predicted model, not a curated record. Gene Ontology annotation, cellular component: cytoplasm. The coding region runs from base 1 to 1254 and encodes 417 amino acids. The transcript has a single exon.
AUGAGUGUAUCUCGGGCACAAGUUGUGCUCAUCGGUGUUUCGGGGUGCAGCGCAUCGGGAAAAUCGCUUGUAUCGUCACGAUUAGCUGCCAUGUUGGGUUCUCCAUUAUUUCCCGUUGCUAUGGAUUCGUUCUUUGAUGAGGAUGAAUGUGAGCGAUUGGGUGUAUGGGAAGAUCCCCGUUGCCUACGAGCUGCGGAAUAUACUCAAUGCGUUGCUACAAUUCGUGCAUUAAUUGAGCAAUAUGGCGUGGCAGCCGCACCACUGCAUACCGUAAAGGAUGCCGCACAGUUCCUUCGGUUUGAAGCAAGCUCAGCUGUGUCCCAUCCUCCCAUGCGCGAAAGCGCGGUCAGUUACACGGUUAAGUCCUAUGGGGAGGCGUCGAAAAAGUGUGUUAGCGAAGCUAAUAAUAUAGUCCUCUCUUCCCUCUGCAUGAAUGACGCAUGCGUCGCUGGUAACGCUGCAGAUGGGACAGAUGUGGCGUUGGAAAAGGUGUUUAUUGUGUGUGAAGGGUUUUUAAUUUUCGGUUAUCCCGAAUUAUGCAACAUGUUUGACUUCUUCGUUUUUGUUCACAGCGAUAAUGAAACAGCUUGCUUGCGUCGUUUCUUCCGCGGUUCGCGGCGGAAAAAGCGAAAACCACAAGGUGGCAAUUGUGACCGCAUCUUGCGCAUGCGCACGUCCCGUGUUAACGCGGAACUCUGGAGUAGUGAAGGAGCUGCGGCAAAUAAGACGCUUUCCCCUUCAUUUUCAUCCGUACUUCCGCAUCUUAAAUAUAUGCCACCGCAACCAUCGUCUCCAAAUGAUUACCAGGGUUUCUGGCUUCAGAGCGAAUACAAGGAAUUACCGCCGCCGAUGCCCUUUGGAAUGAGUGGCUUAAAGGCUCCACCAUAUGACUGGCUGGAGGUGAAGGACUUGCAGUAUGUUAAACAAAUGCUUCAUCAAUGGGCAAAUGCGUCCUGCGUGGAUGAUGUCGAGGGUGUCCUCGGGCGUUAUUUCGAAUUUCGGUACUGGUUCUACUACGAAGUAUUGUUUUAUCACUAUCAGUUGCGUGGGAUUAGUGAAGAAAAUGUGACAACGGCUUGCCAGGCGAAAGGUACCACAAAAACCUCCCCAUCCCAAUCUGUGCUUCAUAUUAAAAAUGACGCGAGCGUUUCGUGUGUUAUGCUUGACAGUCAACUUUUAGCUUUAGCACAACAGGUUUCGGGAGAUCUUAUUAAUGGGGAAGGAGAGGUAAGAUUACUUUUGGGGUGGAAUUAA